Molecule: messenger RNA, 2777 nt
Organism: Scomber scombrus (Atlantic mackerel)
Lineage: Eukaryota; Metazoa; Chordata; Actinopteri; Scombriformes; Scombridae
Gene: bcl6b
Product: BCL6B transcription repressor
Exons: 12
Coding region: 171-1841 (556 amino acids)
Biological process (GO): regulation of transcription by RNA polymerase II
Cellular component (GO): nucleus
Molecular function (GO): RNA polymerase II cis-regulatory region sequence-specific DNA binding; DNA-binding transcription factor activity, RNA polymerase II-specific; protein binding
Source: RefSeq, a predicted model, not a curated record
CCGAGAGCCAGUGAACGCUGCGUGGACCUGAACUGAGCUGAGGGGUUUGACGUCAGUGCGGUGCACGUUAGUUCUCGUCCCUGCUGGUCGGGGUACGAGUAGGGAGCUGGUCUCACCUAAAAGAAGUGUCUGGGACACUCCAAUCUAUUUAUUCUAUAAGUUACACACAGAUGAGCAUGAUGGAAGUGGUGGAAGGAUACAGGGUCGACAGAAGGCAGGAGAUGAGGGCAGCGGCCCCAGCUGAAGGAUAUGUGAAGGAGUUCACACGCCACUCCAACGACGUGCUACUGAACCUGAACGAACUCCGGCACCGCAACAUCUUGACUGACACCACCCUGGUUGUUGGCAACGUGCACCUACGGGCACACUGUGCAGUGCUGGUGGCUUGCAGUGGGUUCUUCUAUUCGUUCUACACCCGCCGUGUGCUGCUUCAGGGCUGUGGUGGGAGCAGGGAGCAGCUUAUGACUGUGUCUCUCCCCAACACCUUGGACCCAUCCAGCGUCUCCCUGCUGCUGGACUUCAUGUACACGUCCCGCCUGCCUCUGACGACUAGCAUUGUCCCCGGGGUGCUCGCUGCUGCAACCCACCUGCAGAUGGACCACGUGGCCAAUACCUGCCGGGAUUUCAUGCAGCUGCACAGCAGGGAGAAUAUGAGUGCAAGACACCCCCAAAUGGAGCUGGAUUCCAGGGUGUCUCUAGCCUCUGUAUCCCCUAAAGGAGGGGACCUGCCUUAUCCAGGACCGCAGCAAUUUCUCCCAACGGCAGGAGCAACCAGGGUCCCUGCGGAGGUUGGGGGCUCUCUCAAGCCAGGGGCUUUCCCGACCUGCCAGCCCGGGUCAAAAGAGUUGAAAGGAGAGCCUGAGUCGCCCCUCAUGGGCACCCCAACUCCAUCUCCAGACAGCCCUGCCCGCUCCAGCUGCCAGCCGAACUCUCCAGCCGAGUCUAAAACCUGUAACAAAAACCUUGUGAGUGAUACCAAAGCCACACCAGACCCAAAGGCCUGCAAUUGGAAAAAAUACAAGUACAUUGUGCUUAACCCUCUCUGUGCUGCGACAACGGUGAAGGAAGAGGAGACAGAGGAACCGCAAAGUCACUCAUCACCAAUCGCCGACAGGAUGGCCAUGACACCCACAGCACCAACAGAGGCGUGGUCUGGAGAAGUGCCUGGUCAGAUUGAUAGACAGGGGCAGGCCUCCUGCUACGAGGGUUCUGGCCGAGCCCCUCCCCUCGGGCCACCCCCCUCUGUGGGUCACCAAACAUUGUCUCCCACUCACAAGGAGGAAACAGUCUCACCCUGCACCACUAUCCCAAAACAUCACCCUACUGAUCCAGAGGCCGCUCAUCACAACCAGCCGGCAAUAAAGAGAGAGAACUACUAUGUGCCCUACUGUUACCCCGGCAACGUCGGGGGAACCAAGACUACUUGCUCAGGUGACAAGCCGUACCGCUGUAAUGUGUGUGGAGCCCAGUUCAACCGACCGGCCAACCUGAAGACUCACUCUCGCAUUCACUCUGGAGAGAAACCUUACCGCUGUGACACCUGCGGGGCUCGAUUUGUUCAAGUUGCCCAUCUCAGGGCCCACGUCCUGAUCCAUACAGGGGAGAAGCCUUACCCGUGCCACACCUGCGGCACCCGCUUCCGCCACCUGCAGACCCUGAAGAGCCACCUGCGUAUUCACACUGGAGAGAAGCCUUACACCUGUGAGAAGUGUGAUCUACACUUCCGCCACAAGAGCCAGCUGCGUCUUCACCUGCGUCAGAAACACGGGGCUGUCACCAACACCAAGAUCCGCUACAAGGUCCUGACUGAGCCCUACCAACCUAUUCUGCAGGCCUGCUGAAGACAUUUUGACCCCCAUUCAUACUGGACAUAAAAAAACCUAUUUAAAUCGAUAACAGAAUGUGAAAUUUGUGUUAUUAAUUGAUGAAUGACCCCUGCUCCAGUGAGGUUUUAAAUUGUAUCAGAAUCUUUUUUCUGAAUAUAAUUAACACACUGGUUAGUUGUCCAGAUGGGACUUCACUUGUAAAAAAAAAAAAAAAAAAACCCCAAAAAUGAUUGCAUUCGGAGAAAAAGAUGGACAUUUAAAAAUAACUGCGAGUCAUGUUUUUGGAUGAGGUUUUGAACAUUUUUGUUUGACUCAGAUGAAUUUAAAAGUUCCACUGGGAUUCUUGGGUGGCUUUGCUGUGAACUCAAAGUGAGAUAAUGUGGAAAAAAGUAAAUUUUGAAGGUCUGUGAAGGGAGAAAGAAAGAAAGAAAGAAAGAAAGAAAGAAAGGAAUGAGACGAGGGAAAGGUGAAAUAAUUUUGGUUGUGUGUAUGUGUAUAGUAUGUGAACAGUCUGAAAAGAAAGAUAAAGGAAGUUUUAUGAAGGAGCUGUGGUGAUUUUUGGAUGAACAGAUGUUGUUGAUUUUAAUACAGUUGGAAAUGAACAUUGAAAAAUACAAAAAAAAUUAAAUUAAAUUAUGAUGUCUGUUAAGAACUGUUAAGGUCCUGAAGUUUACUUCUUAAAUGUGUAUUUAACUCAAAUGUAUCUUAACCUUGAGGCCUGGGGCCGACAUGUUCUUAGUCCAAGCAGGCAAAGGACUUAGUUGAUUUGUACUGAAUAUAAAGUAAAUAAAUGAAAUGAUAUAUUGUUUUUUGAUAGGAGCAUUUGAAAAAGACAACUGUAAGCAAUUGGAUGAUUAAUAAUAAUAUAAGAAAUUGUAUGUGUAUGAGUUCAUUUGCUGGACAAAGAUGGUUUUGUACAAUUUAAAUUAAAUCUUUUUUUUAUCAAUUGGA